ACUGAUCUUGCUGUUGUUCAUGGCAACACCCUACAACUGAAAGCAAAUAAAGACAAUUUGAAAUAAGGUGUUGGUGAAUAAACUGAUUUGAACACCUUUAGUGUUUGUUCAAUCUGGGGUUCAAUGGCAAACCAGGAAGAAGGUUUAAAUAGAUGUUUUUAAUGGAAAGCAAGCAAACUGAUAUUUAGAUAACCAACACCAAUUUCUUGCUCUUGUAAGAUUACAAGACAAUGGAAUGGAAAGUUUAAUAACAAUGUCCAAAAGGACUAUUUGGUUUCACAAAAUAAGAAAUCUUUUAGCCAUAUUGUUCAAAUUAAAUUUAUCCUUCAAUGUAUGCCAUAAGAUCCGGUUAAAACAAUUGAGCAACUGCCUGUUCCACCAGAUGGAAGAGUUUUCGAAACUAAACCCAUGCUGCAGUGAAACAUCUUUCCAGUAUAAGAACUCAAUGAUAACUUGCCAAGCCUUCCAUAUGAAUUGAAGAGGAAAGGAGGCUUUUGAGCGGAAAAAAAGAGCAAGCAGAAUCUUGUGAACUCAACCAACGUCUUGCGAUUUUUUAUUGGCUGUAGCAAGAAUGAUACGGUGACGAAUGAGCUUUUUCCAAGGUUCUUCUGGUGAAGUUAUUGGACUUCAUUGAUGCAGAGAUAGGGAAAAUUUUGAGUGAAAUCAAAAUCUUAAGAUCUCUCUUCAUCCAUGAUCCGAAAUCCCGCCUUCAGUAUGAGAAGUUUCAGGAAUAUGGUGUGGGUACGCAAAGCUAUCUCCAGGAAGAGAAGCAACCCAUGACUAUAAUGAAGCAUAAUUCGGAUGGCGGGUUCCCUUCAAUUCAAAAAUGCGAGUAUGGGAUCGAAUUAUAUUAAUCAGAAGAAAAGGCUAAUUAAGUUCGUUGGAUUCAGUACUUUUUCUUCUUCAAAAGUAAGAGCAAACGAUUCAAAACUCCAUGAAAGUACCAACAACAAGAGCUUCCUCACUGCCGAAGUCUUUGUUGGUCUUUUGCAGGGCUGCACUAAUAAGAUAUCCUUAGCCGAAGGAAAACAAGUGCACGCCCAAGUCGUAAAGGCUGGCCUAUCUCUGGGCAAUCAUCUUCUUCACAUGUAUGCGAAAUGCUUGUGCGCGGAGGAUGCUCGCCGAGUGUUUGACAAAAUGCAGGUUAUGUGAAAUGUGGGAUUUUGGAAGUUGCUCGUGAACUGUUUGACAAAAUGCCUGAACGGGACACAGUUUCUUGGAAUGCCAUGAUUGCAGGAUAUGCUAAAAAUGGACUGGCGGAUCAAGCCUUGGCGCUCUACUGGGAAAGGUGGAGUUCAGGAUUGAGACAGGAUAAGUAUUUGGUUGCCAGUGUGAUCAGUGCUUGCGCAGGCUUGCUCGAUUUGGAACAGGGGAAGACAAUCCAUGCUUCUGCUAUUAAAAUUGGACUCCUGUCGGAUGCUUUUGUGGAGAGUGCUCUUGUUGACAUGUAUGCAAAAUGCCGGUGUAUAGAGGAUGCUCAACAGGUUUUUAAGAAAAUGUCUAAACGAGAUGUAGUAUCUUGGACGGCCAUGAUUUCUGGUUAUUCAUGUUGUGGAAACGUCGUAGAUGCACGCCAGUUGUUUGACAAAAUGCCUGAACGAAAUGUGUUUUCAUGGAAUGCAAUGGUAGGAGGAUAUGCACAGAAUGGGCAUGGGGAAGAAGCUGUAAGAUUAUGGCGUCAAAUGCAGAGUACUAGUAUUAAGAUGAACAAUGUUACUUUUGUUGGUGUUUUGAGUGCCUGUGCUAGCCUGGCAGUGUUAGAGCAGGGUAGGCAGAUUCAAGGUCUUGUUAUUAGAAGUGGAUUUGUGUCAGAUGUUGUUGUAGGUAGUGCUCUUCUUGACAUGUAUUCAAAAUGUGGCAGUGUAGAGAGUGCACGGCAACAUUUUGAAGAAAUGCCACAACGAGAUUUGAUUUCGUGGAAUUCUAUGAUUACAUCAUAUGCCCAGAAUGGCUACGGAAAGGAAGCCCUGCAGAUCUUUGAACAAAUGUUGCAGGUAGGCAUGAAGGCAAACCACAUUACCUUUAUUGGUGUUCUUUCUGGAUGCAAUCAUGCUGGCCUAGUGGAGGAAGGUUGUCGUUAUUUUGACUCAAUGAGUAGAGAUUAUUUUGUUACACCUAUAAUUGAGCAUUAUUCUUGUAUGGUCGACAUCCUUGGUCGAGCUGGGCACCUGGAUAAGGCGUUGGAUUUAAUAAAAAACAUGCCUUUUGAACCCAAUUCUACUGUUUGGGGAGCAUUGCUUGGUGCCUGCAGAGUUCAUGGCAACACGAAACUUGGAAAACAAGUGGCAGAGUGCCUCUUCAAGUUGGAGCCAGAAAAUCCUGGGCCUUAUGUGCUGCUCUCAAACAUCUACUCCGCAGCUGGCAUGUGGGAAGAUGCUGCAAAGAUACGAAAAUUUAUGAAAGAGAGGGGUGUUAACACAAAGCCUGCGUACAGCUGGAUAGAGGUUAAUAAUAAGGUGCAUAUAUUUUAUGUUGGAGACAGGUCAAAUCCUGACAGAGAGGAAAUCUAUGCAACUCUGGAGAGACUCGCUACAGAGAUGAAGUUGGCAGGGUAUAUUCCUGAUAUAAAUUUUGUGCUACAUGAUGUGGAGGAGGAAUACAAGGAACACCUCCUUUUGUAUCAUAGUGAAAAAUUAGCUGUUGCUUUUGGUCUUAUUCGCACACCUCCUGGGACGCCUAUCCGCAUCUUCAAGAAUCUUCGUGUAUGUGGUGACUGCCAUACUGCGAUCAAGCUUAUAUCUACUAUCGCUGGAAGGGAAAUUGUUGUGAGAGAUGCUAUUCGCUUUCAUCAUUUCAGGGAAGGCUCAUGUUCUUGUGGGGAUUAUUGGUGAUUAAGAGUAUUUUUCAUAAGAGAGUGGGAUAUUCAAAGAUGAUUUUUCCAGCAAUAUUAACAAUGUUGAGCAUGUACAUUAAAGUUUCUGAUGGGUGCCAUAUUGCGUGAAUUUGUAUGUUGGAGAUAGGAAGAUGUCUUAUUCUCAUCUGAUGGCACUUUCAGUGGUCGCACCAAUUUGUGAAAACACUAUUGUAUUUCACUCUAAGAGUUGCAAACUUGGGUUCUGCGUAAUUAUCUGUGAUUUUAGCUCAGAAGAUUUUGGAGCAAAGUACAAUGAAAAUGUUCAUCGCAGAUAAUUCUGUUACCAUGCCUACAGGCUACAGGUUAUUUUUAAACGUAUUAUGGUUCUGCACCAAAGAUUUGUCACUUGAUUUUUUCAGCAUAUUUUAAUGAAGACUUACACAAAAUACAUGCGGCAAUUGAUAAAAAAGUACCCCAAGUACCCCACUGUGUUUGAACAGGUGCAAAUUUCUAGCCCAUGGUCGCAAGUAGCAGCUUAAAAGCCUUCGUCUGUUAAGAAUGCCACUACAGAUUCAGGAGAAAUAUCAAAAUUUUGCAGAUUCGGUAUUUGAAAGGUUUCAUGGGACAACCUGUGCAAUAUAAAAACAAGCAGUGUCCUCCUCAAUGGGACCCCACUGUAACGAGUAUAAGUUUCAUUUGGCUUAUUGGUUGCUUUUGAUCUAUGGAAUGCAAUGCAGGCACAUUCUUUGAAAUUGUCUAUACAUGCUUUAUGGGGAUGUAAUUCUAAAAUUGUGAACUGCAAAGGAUGUAUAUUUAUUAUUUCUAUGUUGGUAAUC
Cryptomeria japonica (Japanese cedar) is the source of this 3630-nucleotide messenger RNA. RefSeq names its product pentatricopeptide repeat-containing protein At4g02750. Bases 1194 to 2831 code for a protein of 545 amino acids. Gene Ontology annotation, molecular function: RNA binding; protein binding; zinc ion binding. Gene Ontology annotation, biological process: RNA modification. The transcript has 2 exons. The record is from RefSeq and is a predicted model, not a curated record. Lineage: Eukaryota; Viridiplantae; Streptophyta; Pinopsida; Cupressales; Cupressaceae.